Molecule: messenger RNA, 3361 nt
Organism: Phodopus roborovskii (desert hamster)
Lineage: Eukaryota; Metazoa; Chordata; Mammalia; Rodentia; Cricetidae
Gene: St6galnac1
Product: ST6 N-acetylgalactosaminide alpha-2,6-sialyltransferase 1
Exons: 9
Coding region: 502-2049 (515 amino acids)
Molecular function (GO): alpha-N-acetylgalactosaminide alpha-2,6-sialyltransferase activity
Source: RefSeq, a predicted model, not a curated record
AGUCUCAGACACGCUGCUUGCUGGUGCUGUGCCAGUCACAAUUUCAGAGAAGCUAAGGAGGUGAACCUGCAGGGGCGGCUGUGUGUGGGAUCCCUACCGCGAGCACCAAGUGUGUGGAUGCCAUCUACGGCUGCUUUCAUUGCUGCUGGAUGAGGAGAGGCUGGGAGAAGAAGAGGCCAGAUAAAAGUGAGGCUGUGUAUGACGGAUACCUGGUCUCAUAUACUUCUCCAGAAUUUGGCUUCAGAGACUAGAAAGAAAAAAAAAAAAACAAACAAACAAAACUUGUUUGAACAGAAGGCGUUUCUCUUCCUUCAAUUCAUGUCAGCUUAAAGCCGGACGGACUCCACCCCUCCCUUUCCCUCCUCUGCUCUCUGAAGUGGCCAGAUGGAAGGCAAGGCCAGCACUCCUGGCCCAGAUACCUGAACAAGGAGGCUAUGUGACAUCCACGUCAAGAGACUUGCUCUCUUCACACGCGCUUCUGGGAGCCAGCCGAGCACCACUAUGAAGACCUGCCGUGGGCGACUGCAUCCCUGGAGUCUGGGCGUCCUGGUUUUGACUGCGUUGGCAUUGCUCUUCAUUGUGCCCUCCUUCGUUAAGGAGCCUAGCACAAAGCCUUCCAGGUAUCAGUUUAUAAGGGAGAACAAAGAAGAAAAGUCUCAGAAGAUGCUAGAAAAGGCCCGACCCCACACACCCACCAUGGGGCUGCCACCAAGAGCUCAAAUCAAGGACAAGAUCCCUGUCAGGACAGAGAAGCUGGGCCGGCAGAAUCAGACCGGUGAGGUAGCCAGAGGACAGAGGGAAGAGAACAGAAAGGCAGAGCCUGCAGCGAGGAUGCUUGUUCCAGAAACCCCGGGAAGAAUAUUGACAGCCACAGGAGCACUGUUAACAAGGCCGAGAAAGAAAGCCACCAGCACUGGAGCUGUUCCAGCAGAGGAGAAGGUGGCCCAGGUCAAGCCAUCCCCCACCUCUUUCCCUUACCCCACCGCACAAAGAAGGCAAAGGCUGAAGGCCACCAACUUCAAGUCUGAGCCUCAGUGGGAUUUUGAGGAAGACUACAGUUUGGACGUGGGGGGCCUGCGGACGACCUGUCCUGACUCUGUGAAGAUCAGGGCCUCCAAGUCACCGUGGCUACAGAAUAUCUUUCUGCCUAACCUCACUCUCUUCCUGGACUCUGGACGCUUCACCCAGAGCGAGUGGGACCGUCUGGAGCACUUUGCACCGCCCUUUGGCUUCAUGGAGCUCAACCAGUCCUUGGUACAGAAAGUCGUGACCCGCUUCCGUCCCGUACCCCAGCAGCAGCUGCUCCUGGCCGGCCUCCCCUCAGGGAGCUCCAGGUGCAUCACCUGUGCCGUAGUGGGCAACGGGGGCAUCCUCAAUGACUCCCAUGUGGGCCAGGAGAUAGACAGCCACGACUAUGUUUUCCGACUGAGUGGCGCUAUUACUAAAGGGUAUGAGCAGGACGUGGGGACGCGGACAUCCUUCUACGGCUUCACUGCCUUCUCCAUAGUCCAGUCGAUCCUCACCCUGGGUGGUCGAGGUUUCCAGCACGUACCUCUGGGGAAGGAUGUCCGAUAUCUACACUUCCUGGAAGGCACCCGGGACUACGAGUGGCUAGAAGCAAUGUUUAUGAAUCAGACCAUGGCAAAAACCAAACUUUCCUGGUUCAGGCACAGGCCCCAGGAAGUCUUCCGGGACGCCUUGGACUUAGACAGAUACUUGCUGCUGCACCCAGACUUUAUCCGCUACAUGAAGAACAGAUUUCUGAGGUCGAAGACCCUAGACACUGCCCACUGGAGAAUAUACCGCCCCACCACGGGUGCCCUCCUGCUCCUUACCGCCCUUCAUCUAUGUGACAAGGUGAGUGCCUAUGGCUUCAUCACCCAGGGCCAUGAGCGCUUCUCUGACCACUACUAUGAUAAAGUGUGGAAACGCCUGGUCUUUUACAUAAACCAUGACUUCAAGCUGGAGAGAACCGUCUGGAAGCGGCUACACGAUGAAGGCAUCAUCUGGCUCUACCAGCGUCCAGAAAAUCCGAUGGUGAAGAACUAACCAGCCAGGCUGCAGGACUCUCCUGGAUCACACAUGGCAUAGGGCAUCCUCAGAUGUCCCCAGCCAUCUCCCAGGACUCAAACCUGCUCCAAUCCCUUCCAGAGUCCCAAGAAUAGCUGUGAGACCGACGUUUUGGCGCUCUCUGGAAAGUCACUGCAGGCUCUGCGAGUUUCUUGCUCAAACCCCAUACUUAGGAUUUGAGCCAAGCCAUGAGCCAUUUUGUUCAUACCUUACUUUUCAAACUCUGUGUUUGAGGAUUUUGGACUCUGAGACCUAAAAUGACACUAAAGAACAGAUUGAGGCGCUUUGGUAGUGGAUGGAAGAAAAAUAAAACAACACAUAACCAACCAAACAAACAAAAACCCACUACCAACAAAAACUAUUUAGACUUGACACCUAGCACGGGGCCAAAGGGCUUGGGAUUUGCUCAAAUAGUGCAGUGGCGGCUCCAGCCGACAGGGGGCAGCAGCUGAGCGCCUGAGAGCGCGCGGAUUGCCUCUCCUUGUGGUGGGAAGGGGAUUCAAAUGACAAGUGGUGAAAUUUGCUUUGGAGUAAUUGGCCGGGGCAGCGCUCCUGCAGAGUAGAGCCGCUCCAAAGCACAAUGGGGCUCAGGGCUGAGCAGGAUGAAGUUGCCGAGGACAAUGCAAGCUGUGAGGGCAUCCCGAGGUGCAGCUGGGCAGGACAAGCAGGUUUACCCCCCCUCCCCACCAGGGUGGCCUCCAGGGAGGCUGGCUGAAGCGUGCUUCUGCCCGGUGCCCGGGGUCACCCUUUUCCCGUGUGCUGGUUUGGAUAACUCUGGGACUAGCAGGUGAUGUUGGGAGAGGGUCCUGCUGCCGACCACCACCGCCACGUCUCUGAUCUGGAGACUGAUAGUUGCGGCCCCUGCUGCCCUAUCAAUCACCUCAGCUUUGCAGGGGUGGCCACCCCAUUCAGUCAGGCAGGAGAGAAAACAAGAGGACUGCAGAAACAUCCUUUGCCCAAGUCCUUCCCAAGUCCAGGUCCGCCCAAAGUCAACUCAGCCUAGCUGAGCCCCAUUUCGUGGCUUCACUCUGACUACGGGAUCGGAAAAGAGGGGCUCGGUGGUGCAAGCCUGCCUAGCAAGUUCCAAUCCAACACUGAAAGGAAACAUGAUGAUGAUGAUGAUGAUGGUGAUGAUGACGGUGAUGAUGAUGGCUAAAACGUGGGAAAAUAAAAUUCCAGGGCAAAAGGUUGAUUGAGGGAUGUUUAUUGGGGGAGAUAUCACUUACACCAGAAACAGAUGACUGCCGGAGGUUCCCAUUCCAAGGAUGCCUCUGGAUGCUCUCUGUCUCCG